Alternaria novae-zelandiae is the source of this 1593-nucleotide messenger RNA. RefSeq lists its product as uncharacterized. Bases 1 to 1593 code for a protein of 530 amino acids. NCBI's taxonomy places the organism in Eukaryota, Fungi, Ascomycota, Dothideomycetes, Pleosporales, Pleosporaceae. The transcript is spliced from 4 exons. Gene Ontology annotation, molecular function: ATP binding; protein kinase activity. The record is from RefSeq and is a predicted model, not a curated record. Gene Ontology annotation, biological process: protein phosphorylation.
AUGGUCAUUCAAAACUUCUUCCUCCGUAAGGUUGGGAAGAAGUUUAAGUAUCCUAUGCUGCAACAGCAUCAGGUGCCAGCCGCACCAUGGACCCAAAAUGAUGUAAACUUAGCAAGGGCAACUAGGCAGCUACCUGGUGCUGCGCCUCCUGUCAUUGCAGCUCCUGUCAUUGCAGCUCCUGUCAUUGCAGCUCCUGUCAUUGCAGCUCCUGUCAUUGCAGCUCCUGUUGUUGCAGCUCCUGUCAUUGCAGCUCCUCUGGCAGCUCAUCCGGCAGCUCUUCCAGUUCAACCCUACCCUUGCAGCUUUUGGCCCAACAGGCCGUGGCACGCAGAUCCAGAAGACGCUUCUAUCGGUCCGAAAAUUACGAUCGAGGCCAUCAAGGAUGACGUGUUUGAGGAGAGCCCUAGAGCAGACUGGAUGGCUACAAAGCCAUUCUUUUGGCCAAUCCAAGAUGAGCAAAACUGGGAGAACAAGAGGUUUCUCGGCGCUGGGGCCUCUGGCUGUGCGGGAUUGUGGUGUCAAAGUGAUGCCCAAGGUAACAUAUCAAGGCGGAUGGUUAUCAAGGAAGCGAGGCCUGACAAGAUCCAAUGGCGUGACCUUUGCUUUUGGCGAGAUCAAUUGCCGUGCGAGAUCCACAUGCACCAGCUAGUCGACAACGGCCGCGUGGUAUCCGAUAGCGAUGAUGAGCCCGCUGGUUCUGAUCAUGAAACUCUGGUCAGACAUCAUGGUUACCGCUUGAUGAUGACCCAGCGGCGUUAUCGCAUCUUCUUCGACUACUACGAAGGCGGCAAUCUUUGGCAGGCUUUAGAAAAGCACUGCAGCAGAAUGAAGAACACAUUCUAUACCCAAGGCGAGGAGCCAGGGCUUGAUCACGACUGGGAUGAGGAGUUCGGUUGCUACCGUGACUCAAAAGCGGUGCCCGGCGAGGCGGGAUUGUGUGUGAAGAUACCCGAAGGCCUUAUCUGGAGAAUUGCUAGCUCGCUUGUUCAAGCGUGUCAGAUCCUGCAUUUCGGCCAGGUAAGUAUUGGACGUGUGCAGAACACCACACCUGAGUGGAAACCGAUCAAACACUGCGAUAUAAGACUUGACAACAUCUUCAUCAAGCCAGCGGAUGAGGAGAACGAGAUGCAGGAACACCAGUUUGUAGUCAACGACGCAGCAGAAAGCGCUGGGGUAGUACCCCUAGACGAAAAGACAGAUGUAUGGCAGAUUGGUGCAGUACUUUACUCAUUACUCAGUAAUGGUUUCUUCCCCCCUCUCGGCCAAGGGCCAUAUCGCUUUGUCGAGAAAAUUGACGCAACUGUACCUUUCGCCCUCGAACAUGGCGAACUGAGAACCAUCGUCGACCCAGAGGAUGACCCAUGGAAUGACAUGCGUUUCUUUCCUACUUUCAAACGUUACAGCGAGGAUCUGAAGCGGUUGGCGUUCGAGUGUCUGGCAUGGCAUUCGAGUGAACGACCGACGUUAUUGGAGAUGGGAAAUAGGAUCGAUGAUUUCCUUACGACGCACCCGAAUGUUGCGAAUGAUCGGAAUAUGGAAUCGCUAGAGGUCGUUCGAGAUUUGGAAUUCGCGAUUGGGCAACCUAUGAAUUAG